GACAACAACAAGAACAACGUCGUCAAAACCAUAGCUCGAUGGUGUCUUCUUUUACAAGCCAUCAUGAUGAUCUCUUCUAACGCCUUGGUUCUUGAAGGACCCGGCUACGUAAACAUGAACAUAACAAUUCGUAACGCAAUGAAAGGAUUAAACCGCCCGGAGAUCGUCUAUCGAUGCCAGUCUAAACACAAAGACUACGGUUGGCAUCGAGCUUCAAAGCCAGGAGCCCAAUUUUCAAUACCAAUCAUCCUCAUAAAUGGCGAAAGC
Camelina sativa (false flax) is the source of this 267-nucleotide messenger RNA. The record is from RefSeq and is a predicted model, not a curated record. Lineage: Eukaryota; Viridiplantae; Streptophyta; Magnoliopsida; Brassicales; Brassicaceae.